CGAGCCACAGAAAAAAGCUAUUUUUAUCCAUUUUUAUUCAGGAAAAUGAUUGAGCGAGCUGCUCAAUUUUUUAUAUUUUUUUUAGUAAAGUUCAAUUAAAAUUGUAUAGUGUGUGUGAAAAGAUGACUGAAAAACAAAUCACGAUGGAGCAAUUGGAAGAAACUGUGAAGCGCACGGACGAGCAGCUGGACUUGAUGGGCUGGAAGAUGGACAAUGUGGAGAAGCAGAUGGUGGCACCGCUGGACAGCCAGGACGUGUGCAUCGUUAACUUGCUCAAGUCUGUCUCUGAGAGCUGGUGGGGUGCAGGUGCGCUCGGACUACCAGCAGCUGCGGCAGGAGCUGGUGGAGGUGCAGGCGCUGCAGCGCGAGCUGAGCACGCGCCUGCGCACGCAGCUGCGCCUCGUGCACGGCAAGUUCGCGCGCCUGCGCCAGCGCAUCGCCAACGCGGACCCGCCGCGCUAGCGCCCUCACACUCCUCACCACGCCCCGCGCUCAUCACAUCCAAAUGCUCAGCGAUUUGUAAUGCUGCCCUUUCAAUCUAUAACCCGCACGCAUAAUGUCUGCUAAUGGUCGUCCAUAUAGACUGCAACCUGCUCUCGUCUUUA
Maniola jurtina (meadow brown) is the source of this 605-nucleotide messenger RNA. RefSeq lists its product as uncharacterized. The coding region runs from base 123 to 557 and encodes 144 amino acids. The record is from RefSeq and is a predicted model, not a curated record. The transcript is spliced from 3 exons. NCBI's taxonomy places the organism in Eukaryota, Metazoa, Arthropoda, Insecta, Lepidoptera, Nymphalidae.